UGAACAUUCUCAUAGUGUAGGUUACGCUCAAUAACUUAGAGAUUAACAAGAGGUCUUUUAUCGAUGGUAUGUUGAAAGUUCCAUAUUGUUAAAUGGUGAUUAAUUAAUAGUAAUUUAAUAUGCCACAUUCUCUCGUAGCUAUUUUUUUAAUACAUCAGGUCAACAAUGGAAUGAAUCACUAUCUCAAAGAAUGGUCUUAUUUCACGAACUGAUGCUUAACAUCAUUGAUUCUGAAAUACCCACAGGGACUAUGGCAUAAAUAAUGCCCCACUACUAAAUACCGAAUAAGUUGAUUUUAAAUGCAACAAUCACACACUUUCCAGUACCUAACUCAGCGAUGAUAUUGUAUCAGGAAAUGUAUUCUAAUUCCUAUUUAUAGCUCAAUAAUAUACUGUAUUUCUUUUCAAGGCUUUUGCGUGACAAAAAUUUAUCAAGGGGCAUCAUGGAAUGCCACUUAGGUAUUCCUCAUACUAAAUUUCAUACUUUAUUUCAUUUCUACCUUAGGAUGGACAGAAGUACAGUAAUUUGCCUAAUUUAUGGUCUAUGCCACCCUUGAUACAAUCAGUGAUGCAACUUUUGUACUCGGGAUGUGGUAACACUGGCAGGAUAUUAAUUCACAGCGCAGGCGCGGCGGUCAGCUGAUCCCUGGUGUAAACACUGGCUGCUGCAGUACUCGUAUAGUGAUCUUCAGGAAGAGACGUUUAGACAACACGAUAUUACGUGAUUACGUCAGUUGUAUGAUUGUAAUGGACCCAUGACCGAGCCACCAAGAUUCCUUAUUGUUAGAAUAAAGCCUCAAACAUUGUAUUCCAUUAUCAGCUCAAAUCAUGUCUCAUAUAUUAUCAAGAGUGGUUAGCAAGCUGGGUUUUGCAACUACAUUUUUACUGGGAGCAGCAGUUGGUAACCAGGUCAGAAAUCAUAGGUGCCAAGUUCCACUCAUAUCAGAAGGAGGAAGCACAGUGGAGCUUCGACAGGAAUAUGCUGAUGAAUGGUUCAUUGAAGAAAAGCGUAGCAGCAUUAUUGGUAAGAUCUAUGGACACCUUCAAGCUCUUUCUGUCACCACUUCCCCACCUAACUCACUUACGAGAUCAUUUACACAUAUUGGAAAAGCAAUGUGUCAACACUAUCUACAGUGUCGGGGCUUACUGAAGAACUCCUCUGAGCACUGGUUGCAAGACUGGGUUAAUGAAGCAGAUUGGAUAGAUACAGUGGAUUUUUGGACCAGGUUACCCUCUUUGGAAACCUUUCACUCACCAACUUACUCUGCAACCCUGUUUGCUGGAGUGAGGGCAUUGUGGUAUAUGAGCUACUCCGCUGACUUCAAUAAAGAGAACUACUUUCUUGAUGCUGAUCUAGCAGUGACUCUUAAAGAAGUUGUUGAAGAAAAGGAUGAUUAUGCAACUCCACUCACACUCAAGAUCAUAGCAAAUGUCAUUGCUAUGCAAAAAAAUCUUCAUCUUCUCCAUGAAACAGGUUUGCUGGAUACCCUUACGCAUUGUGCAAACAACAAAGAAUCACACAUUUUUCUACCAGCUUGGCGGGGACUGCACAACCUCAAACUAAUUAACAAUAAAGGAUCGGGUCAUGGCGACCUUUAUUUAGAAGGAGUUUACCCCUUUGUUUUGCCAGAUGAGGAAAAGAGUCCUGUCGUAGAUAUCAUUCUGGUUCACGGCAUUAAAGGUGGGGCAGCUUGGACAUGGCGCCAGCAUGACAAGGGGAAACACAAGCCACUCUUAUCUCAGGAAAAGCGCAAGGAGAUCCUGAGUGGGAAGCACAUAGAUGGUAUUGAUGACUUUUACACCUGUUGUUGGCCAUUGGAUUGGUUAGUACCAACACUGAACAUGCCAGUGAGAGUAAUUGCUGUCAACUAUAGAUGUGGGUGGUGGAAGUGGGAGACUGACUGCCCAGUAGAGAGUAGAGGGAAAUCCAUCACAAACCACAGUAGAGACCUAGCAUAUGCACUGAAGGUAGCAGGAGUUGGCAAGCGACCAAUUAUUUGGAUUUCACAUUCCAUGGGCGGCCUUCUGGUGAAAAAUAUGCUGUUGAUGGAUUUACAGAGCAAAGCAUCAGUGGAGGAUAAAGCUCUCGCUGAAGGACACAGCAAAGAAAAAAUUUCCUCACAAGCAAAUGAUGGUGAGUGGGUAAUAAAGAACAGUCUUGCCAGACAGACAGUGGCUACAAUAUUCUUCAGUGUUCCUCACCAUGGUUCUCCAUUGGCUACAUCAGUUACUCAAGGGAUGCUCCGCCAGUUGUUAAGACCAACAACAGAAUUGUUUGAUAUGAGAACAGAUAACCCAGUUUUACAUCACCUUCAUCAGUCUUUUGUGAGUCUGAUGAAAGCACGAGAUAUAGCAGUUCUAACAUUAAAUGAGUCAGAACCAGUAAAGCACAAAACUACGGGCUAUCCAUUACAUUUUGUCCCAUCUGAGUAUGGAGAUCCAGGGGUUGGAGUAUUUCAUGAAGUUAAUGCAACUCACCUUGAUAUCUGCAAGCCGUUAAAUAGAAAAGCAGACUCCUACUGUAAAGUUGUCUCAUUUCUUCAAGCAGCUCUAAGUCAUCCAUGCAGUAGCUGAGGCACCACAAGACAAAAACUCCUGAAAUAUGAGAGAGUUAGCAAUACUACUGGGUAAGAAGCAGAUAAGCUGAGUAAAAUGAGAAGGAAGUGGGAAAGCAGACCUCAAACUUAAGAGUCAGAGGGGGUAGCCAUUUAGGACUCAACUGUCUCAGUUUAUCAUGGUACCAAGACCAUUAUCAAGGACAGUUACAGGCAAAAAACAUACAAAAACGACAAGAAAUAAAGCCUGUUCUUACCUGUCUUCUGGAAACAUGCCAUCUGCAAGGGCCACUGUAAACAUCCUCACAUGAUCUGCCAAGAUUCUGUAGGCUGUAUCUAAACAACGACCAUCUUCACUGAAUUUUCCCGUAUAUGCUGAUCUACCGCUCAUCUGCCCAAAACAGUUGUACAGUACAGGUAUAUGUUAACUCUUAGAUAUUUGCAAUUUUUAUUAAUUUUGCUAUGCAGAAAUAUCUUGAAUAGAUUGAUUCAAUACAUGCCAAGUACAGUAUUCUAUGUUGUACAGUAUAUCAAUGAUAUGAACUAAGUAUCUGGGUGUCUGAUAGGCUCCUUUUACAAGAUUAUUUGAAACUAAAUAUCUAUCCACCUAGUUUUGGUUAGAGAUUUUACAUUUACACAGGACAUAGUUAACAAUUCUUGAAUUGUAUGAAAUCAAUUUCUUGCCAUGUAUGAAUUAACUUAUUUAAAUAUGAUUUUUACACUGUUCUUUUAACCCUCUCGCUGCUGGAUGAUGAAAUAUUUGUCGCUCAUUUCAGUGCACACAGGAGGACUCAGAGCAGCUGAGAUCCCAUACUCCACUCAGCAGGCUAACUCCAGAGAUAAAAAAAAAUUAUUAUGCCAUUUGUGUUUUUGACCUUUUUUUUUCUCUCAUAUUCUGAAUGUAGGAUAUGUGCAUGUAACAGUAUUAAAAAAAAAAAAACAUUAAGAAUAUUA
This is a messenger RNA of Homarus americanus (American lobster), 3508 nucleotides long. RefSeq names its product protein SERAC1-like. The transcript has 17 exons. NCBI's taxonomy places the organism in Eukaryota, Metazoa, Arthropoda, Malacostraca, Decapoda, Nephropidae. The record is from RefSeq and is a predicted model, not a curated record. The coding region runs from base 828 to 2573 and encodes 581 amino acids.